GCAUUGGCACUAGAUCUAGCUCUAAGUAAAAUUUAAAAAAAAAGAUAGCCUAUCUAGAUUCUAGAUCUUAAAGAGUCCAUUAAUAAAUUCUGGUUAUGGUUGGAAAAUGAAGCGUAACACUGACAUAGACUACAAUUGACAGAAAAUCUGGCUUUGCUGGAAAUGGAUGUGAAAAGAAUCGAAAAGCACGAAAUUGUUAAUGAAAAUCAGAUAAAGUUCAAUCAUAAAAGUAAAAAGCUUGGUGACGGUGACAGUAAAGAUGUUUCAGGAAUUACAGACUUUGACACCACAGUCGAAGAAGCAAGAUCAACAUUUUAUGAAAAAUAUUCUCCAGCAGCACCAGACGGAGGUUGGGCUUGGGUUGUUUGUUUAGGUUCUUUUAUUGUUAACUUCAUACUGGAUGGAACUAUGUUUUCUUUUGGUAUACUGAUGUUGGCUUUACUUGAUGACCUUGGCUAUGACAAGUACAUGACUGCUUGGAUAGGCAGUGCACAAAUGGGACUUUCUAUGGCUAUGGGUCCUGUGAUCAGUUUAAUUCUACAGUAUUUCUCUAUACGUCAAGUAACAAUGGUUGGAACUGUCAUAGCCUCUACUGGGUUCAUUACCAGUGCUUUCGCUCCAAAUAUUUAUGUUCUUAUUUUCACAUACGGAGUUGUUGGUGGUGUUGGAAUUGGAAUGGUGUUCCUGCCAGCCAUUAUUGUAGUUGGUCUUUACUUCAACAAGAAGAGAGCUAUAGCUACAGGAAUAGCUACCAGUGGAUCAGGUGUUGGGACUUUUGUGUAUGCCUAUGUUACGAACCUCUUACUAAAUUACUUCAGUUGGCGGGGCACAGUGCUCAUUCAUGGUGGACUUAUCUUGAAUUGUCUGGUGUGUGCUAUGUGUUUUAGGCCACUUUCAUUAAUGAAAAAAGUUUGGAGAUCUCAACAAGAGUGUAACACAAUAGAUGCAACAGCAUGCUCUAUCUCAAAACCACUUAUAGAUGAGAAUUACUCUAACACUUGUAAAGAUUUGUCCAACCGUAGCACUAAAACUGACCAUGUCGGCACACUUACUAGUCCUUGUCACAACCAUGAUUCAGAGAACAAGGAUGAGGGGCUGUCAGACAACCAGGAUAAAAUACUAUCUGAUCAUUUGCAAAAGGAACUUACUGACCUGGGAGAUAAAAAGCUUAAAGUUAAGGAACCUUGUGAACUAGGCAUGGAUGAAUAUGAUGUGAGUGCCAGUACUUACCCAAUAGAUUCGGAGAGUAAAAUGAAAGAUCAACAUAUUGAAUCUCGUAUCCUCAACACUGUAAAACCAGAUUCUUCUUUAUUGAAACAUAUACAUUCAGAAAACAAGGAUGUCAUAUGCUUGCCUUUAGCUGACCACGCUUCAGCCAAGCGCUAUCAGAGUUUAGACUACCUACAGCUGAUAGGCAGCUGCUCUGAAGACAAAUCUGUUGCAAUGUUGCCUAAACAUUGCGCUCAAAGUGAGCCAGAGUUGAAUGGCCAGUUAGGUUUCUGUCAAGAAACAUUCAUGCCUCAGCCUGGUUUGAGAGACCUAUCAACAACUAUUACACAUGAGACUGUUGGGGACUGUCAUGAAGUUUGUCCUGGUUCGGCCAGUAUUUCUAAGGCAUUGACGAGGACACCAAACAGGAACUUAUCACUUUUGAAACUGAUGACCAACAAAGUAUUUCUAUUGUUACUCCUAACAUUUUCUAUGUGGACAGCACAAUCUAUCACACUGACCUAUCUACCUGACUUGGCAGUGUCUCUUCACAUUCAACAGUCAGAUGCUGCAUUUCUUAUCUCUAUCAUUGGAAUAGCUAAUGUUUUGGGGCGUCUCUUAGCUGGUUUUGUGACAGAUUGUUUCCAUGUGCCAAGUGUUUGGCUGUAUUUUGCUGCUCUGGCUCUGGCUUCUGGUAUCAAUCUAAUCAUCUCCUUCACCCCAUUCUUAUCUCACACAUUGCCAGUGCUUCAGAUGUGUUCUGCCAUUUUUGGUUUGUGUAUGGCUGUAGCUGUCUCCAUGAGGACUAUAGUACUAGCAGACCAACUGGGUAUUGAAGCAUUGACUGUUUCCUUUGGAGUUGUAGCAAUGUUUCAAGGUGUGGCUUUUAGUCUGGACCCACCCAUUGCAGGUCAGCUGAUUGAGGACUUGGAUUCCUUCCGUCCUCCAUUUGUGAUGGCCUCGCUGAUGUAUGCGGUGUCUGCUGCUGCUGUUCUGGUGGUUGGUUGUCUUAGUUGUAGACAGUCACACCGGAGAAAGGAAGAAGCAGCCUUCCUGUCAGGGCCCAGUGAAUGUUGACCUGACACAUAUUGGUUUUUCAUCUAUUGACGUUUUGACUGUGAUUUGUUGUAGAAAUAUCUGGCAUAACAGAUUUUUUUAGAUAUAAGGUGACAUACCAAAGUAGAAAUUUCAAUCUUGUCACAUAGACUUGAGGUAAUAAAGAUCAGAUUAUAAUGAUCAUUUGUUCUACCUCUAGUCAAAACUACCGUGGUAAAGAAACUCAACUAACUUGGGUGAUGGCAUUUUAAAAUACAAAGAACUCUCAUGAAUGUUAUUCCAAAACUAAAGUAGAUAUGCACUUGAGGACUCAUUUUUAAAUAUAGGUAUUUAUUGGGAUAUCGCUAAUAGGUUUUAGGAGGAAGCAUAUUGUGUUGUUCUUGGUUUUAAGUCAUUUAUAAACCAGGAUUUCAUGUUACACAAUCUAAAUCACUUUGAUUCCAGGAACCCAUGUUAUACAAUUGAAAUCACUUAGAUCCUGGGAUUCAAUGUUAUACAAUUAAAAUCACUUAGAUCCCAAGAUCCCAUGUUAUACAAUCUAAGUCACUUUGAUCCCAAUACAUUUUAAAGUUAACUUGGUGUAGUUAUGAAUUCCAUGUGAAUGAAUUUUUUCUUUUGACUUUCUGCCUUUGCUUCAACUGAAAACAUAACAGAGAAUUUCUUAGGAUAUACUAUUAUUGGCUAUUAUUUGGUAGCAUAUAGGCUGAGAUGUCAAACAUUUGGCUUCCCAACCGACUCCCCUGAGUCCUAAUGCAAACCUGACAUAUUUUGUGAAAGUAAAGGCUGUUAGUCAUUGUACUAACUAUACAUCAUCUAUCCCCAUAGAUUGCAAUGUCUGAAUGGGUUACUUUACCCAUAGUAUUAUUUGUGCAUUAACUAAUGCAAUUUAAGAGUAUCUUUUAGACUUCAAAGUUUCACUUACAUUUUUAGAGCUUUUCUCUAAACAAAAAAAAAUCAAGACAUUAAAAGUCAGGUAAAUUAAUAGGAUCGAAAGUGCAAUGAAGCUGUGAAGCAUUCUCACUUGUUUUAAGAGCUAGUCAGCAGAUGUUAUAGUUCAGGUGAAUGAUUGAUACAUGACUGAUAACAUUUUAUUGACCAUGUGAUAUGUUCAAGUUUUAUAUUAUUAUUUUUUGUUUGUUUUUUUAAAGUUAUAUUUUCUGUGGGUUUUUUUUUCCCACAUCAUUGUUAAAAGUUUUUUCAACUUGUGACAAGAAAUUAAAUGGCAAUUUAAACAUGAUUGUGAAUUUAUAUCAUAAAUUGGUUACACAUUUCGUUGUUAAAUAUUAUUUUAAGGAUAAAAUAGAUCACCUCAGUUUAUGUUUUAUUAAAAUUAAAUCUACUACUGUCAACAAACAGUACAUGACUAUCCAUUCAGUACUUAAAUUAAAUAUAUAUAAAUUUUACAUAGUAAGACAAACAUGCUGUGUAUACAAAGAGGCCAACUUACUUUGGCUGCAUGAUUAACAUGUAACAAGAAGUAUUACAAGAAAUGUAUCAUGAAUUUUUGAUGUUAUGAAUUUCACCUAGAUGGCUGUUGUCUUGGUUUACAGCUUCUUUUAGGAUGCACUUGUUUAAUUGGAAUAAAUAUGGCAGCUGCCUUCUUUUAAAGUGUCUGAAGAGACAUUGAUUCUUGUUGAAUUAUAAAUUGUGGUCAUGUUUUGUAAGUCUCAUUUUUUUUUAUUUAAGUUUUGUUCCAACAGCAAUUAUAAUGACAUUUGUUACCUUCCUUGACACUUUGUAUUUGACAUUAUAAUGAUGUUUGUUACCUUUCUUGACACUUUCUAUUUGACAUUAUAAUGAUGUUUGUUACCUUCCUUGACACUUUGUAUUUGACAUUAUAAUGAUGUUUGUUACCUUCCUUGACACUUUGUAUUUGACAUUAUUAUGAUGUUUGUUACCUUCCUUGACACUUUGUAUUUGACAUUAUAAUGAUGUUUGUUACCUUCCUUGACACUUUGUAUUUGACAUUAUAAAGAUGUUUGUUACCCUCCUUGACACUUUGUAUUUGACAUUAUAAUGAUGUUUGUUACCUUCCUUGACACUUUGUAUUUGACAUUAUAAUGAUGUUUGUUACCUACCUUGACACUUUGUAUUUGACAUUAUAAUGAUGUUUGUUACCUUCCUUGACACUUUGUAUUUGACAUUAUAAUGAUGUUUGUUACCUUCCUUGACACUUUGUAUUUGACAUUAUAAUGAUGUUUGUUACCUACCUUGACACUUUGUAUUUGACAUUAUAAUGAUGUUUGUUACCUUCCUUGACACUUUGUAUUUGACAUUAUAAUGAUGUUUGUUACCUUCCUUGACACUUUGUAUUUGACAUUAUAAUGAUGUUUGUUACCCUCCUUGACACUUUGUAUUUGAUAUUAUAAUGAUGUUUGUUACCUUCCUUGACACUUUGUAUUUGACAUUAUAAUGAUGUUUGUUACCUUCCUUGACACUUUGUAUUUGACAUUAUAAUGAUGUUUGUUACCUUCCUUGACACUUUGUAUUUGACAUUAUAAUGAUGUUUGUUACCUUUCUUGACACUUUGUAUUUGACAUUAUAAUGAUGUUUGUUACCUUCCUUGACACUUUGUAUUUGACAUUAUAAUGAUGUUUGUUACCUUCCUUGACACUUUGUAUUUGACAUUAUAAUGAUGUUUGUUACCUUUCUUGACACUUUGUAUUUGACAUUAUAAUGAUGUUUGUUACCUUCCUUGACACUUUGUAUUUGACAUUAUAAUGAUGUUUGUUACCUUCCUUGACACUUUGUAUUUGACAUUAUAAUGAUGUUUGUAUACAUUCGCCUUUUUUUCCCUCCUAUAACAAAAUAUGAGUUCAUUCUGAACAGUCUAAAUUUGACAAAAUCAUAACUGUAAUCUCUAAUUAAAAGCCUGUUCAAACCAGAUUUUCAUUUGUUAUUUGUGUGAAGCCAAAUUAAGUUUUAGAUCUAAGAGAUGAAAUCCGUAUGAACCAGUGUCAUUCAGCAUUGUCAAACAGCUUUCUUAAAAUAUGAACCUUACUUACAAGUCUGUCAUUGUCAAACAUGUAAAUACAAUAUAGUUUGAAAAAAGCAUUAGAGCAAGUAGAGUGUGUUGUGACUUGCAACUGCAACAAGCUUGUGACUAGCAAACUUUUGUUGUAGGGUGUACAAAUUAGUAUUUCCUUAACAUUUGCUUCUCUUUCUUUUAGGUACAUGUUAGUUACAUCGACAUAUCUAUAUAAACAUAAUUACAUAACCUAUUCAUGUUAGGCAAUUUUCCAUUAUGUUGCCAAAAAGGAAAUGCUGAAAUACUAAAAGUAAUGUCUUUGAUUUCGAUGAUUAAGGAUGAGUGCAGUGUUUCACAUGAUUAUGCAAGCCCAAUUGUGACCUGCAUAUUUUUUUCGCACAUAGUGCAGGCAAAGCUGUUUGCUGGCAGAAUUUCUAUUGCACACAAAAAUCACAUAACAUUUUGUUGUCUUGUAGAUUAAAUAAAUUAAUAUUUAGCUGUGUUAUUUUCUUCACAAAUCCUAAGAUUACAUGGUUUUGAGAUGAUGUCAUAAAAGUUCAAACAAGUCAAUGUCCAGAAUAUUACAAUUAGAAUAGUGACUUGUUUCAUUUUGAUGAGAUUUGCUUCAUGAUAUCAAUAAUGGCCAUUUUGUAAUGAGCACUGAAGCUACUACACAAUAGUGGCCAAGCCAAAUCACUAAGUUGCCUGUAAAGGUUUUUUGAAUGCUGAUGACAUUAUUAUAUUUAAAACUGACUUAGGAAGUCUUUAGAACAUAUUGAAGCUCUAUACCUAUAGGUUGAGUUAGAUAUAAACUUUCAGAAUAUUUUGAAAAAAAAAAACUAUCCCGAGCAGUGACAAAUCUAGCAGCCACCAGAAAGCCAGCUGGUACAUCUGACCACUAUGACUGUCACUUCCACAUUCACCAUUACCUCCUCCCCCCAUUUUGACUGUUGUCAUAAAGAAAGGUAAAGGAAUAUUUUGAAAACUCAUUCUACAUCACAAUUCAGUAUCACUAGCUGUCAUUCUGUUUUUGUUGCUUUUCUCCUAAUGUAAACUAGAAAUAAAAUAGAUUAUUGUACUUUCAAGUGAAAAAUAUCACUCAAAAGGUUUUCUUUUUAAAAAAAAAAAAAUUUAUGCAAACUUGAAAUUAUUUUUUUUUAAACAAAUGUGUAUAUGGACAAGUCAUUCCAAGAAGGUGAUUAAAUCUGAAGCUGUACUAACUCCAGAGUUUAAUUGUUCAACUUAACUUGUAUUUACUGUACACACAAGAGUAUUGAAAGGACAGACAAAUGACACACUAAGUCAUGAAAUUGAUGGUUCCUGUUGAUUCAACUGUUUAUUUGAAAUGAGAAUAAAACAAUAAACACAAAAAUAUGUUGGCCUGCACCAACAGACUUCAUCCAUUGGCUAUAAAUGACAUGAUGUACACGCUGCUCUAUGUACACAACCUGAUCCUAGAGAAUGAACAUUUCUAGAUGGAGCUAGUGAAGUCUUUAGAGACCACAUAAAAACUAAUGUUGCAGACAAAUGAAACAUCUUUCACUGGUUUUUAAUGUGGAUUGGAAAAUGAGGCUAUGAACACCAUAGUGUUAAAGAUAUACAAGCUGUGUGGACAUCCUCAAUGUCCAACCAUGACAUUGGUGGACAGUAGCUAAGAUGGCACAGUGCACUGAACUAUGUUACUAACGAUUCUGAUGCUAACAGAAAUACAUUGAACUAUGGCCAGUUUCUUACGGUCAGACAAUGAGAAAUCAUACUAAAGGAUGUUUGAUUAUAGUGUUUUUAAAAGUACAACUAAUAACUUAUUUGUAUAUUUAUAUUUUUUAAAGUAUAAACCAUAUAGUACAAAGACUAUAGAAAUUGCAAAAUAUGAACUAAUAAAACAUCUUAGUACCAGAGAAAACUUGUUAAAAACAUUCAUUUUUCUUCACUAUUUUAUGAAGCAAAAAAUAUCUACACCAUCCUUACAUUAGAUCUAGAGGGUCACAUUGAAUUCACACAAUUUUCAUCCAGUGGCACAAAAAAACAAAA
This is a messenger RNA of Biomphalaria glabrata, 7264 nucleotides long. Its product is annotated as monocarboxylate transporter 9-like. Gene Ontology annotation, biological process: transmembrane transport; monocarboxylic acid transport. The record is from RefSeq and is a predicted model, not a curated record. The transcript has 11 exons. NCBI's taxonomy places the organism in Eukaryota, Metazoa, Mollusca, Gastropoda, Planorbidae. Bases 163 to 2286 code for a protein of 707 amino acids. Gene Ontology annotation, molecular function: monocarboxylic acid transmembrane transporter activity.